This is a messenger RNA of Prinia subflava (tawny-flanked prinia), 3163 nucleotides long. RefSeq names its product homeobox B3 (gene HOXB3). Lineage: Eukaryota; Metazoa; Chordata; Aves; Passeriformes; Cisticolidae. The transcript has 5 exons. Gene Ontology annotation, cellular component: nucleus. Gene Ontology annotation, biological process: regulation of transcription by RNA polymerase II; anterior/posterior pattern specification; embryonic skeletal system morphogenesis. The record is from RefSeq and is a predicted model, not a curated record. The coding region runs from base 1451 to 2638 and encodes 395 amino acids. Gene Ontology annotation, molecular function: RNA polymerase II cis-regulatory region sequence-specific DNA binding; DNA-binding transcription factor activity, RNA polymerase II-specific.
UAAAAUCGAUACAGAAAUAAUCGAGGGCUUUUGAAACCCGGCCGGGGGUGGGGUGGGGAACCCAGCCCGUGGCGGUUCGGCUUCCAGCCAGUCCAAAAUCCGCUUUUUUAAGCUUUAAAUUCUUUUUUUUCCCUUUUUUUAAAAUGUGGGCUCCCUCCAGGCUCUAACCGGGAGGGAUUCGGGAAUUCGGAGCUGCCUCUCACCCUCCGAGGCUCUCGAGGCUCCCGGGCUCUGCUCGGUGCCAAUUUUUGGGGGGAUCCCUUCCCCCCCCUGGGCGCGGGCAGCUCGCCCGGCCCCUGCUCCGCGGCCUUUCCCAGCGGUUCCUUUGUUCCUCCCUCUCUCUCUGUGUCUCUUUUCUUUUUUUUCCCCCCAGAUCCUUGUACUUGGCAGCGAUCCUCAGACUCCAAAUUUGAUUUUUUUCCUCUUUUUUUCUCCCUCCCUCUCCCUCUGUAACGCAAUAAAGUCUGGCCAAACAAUAACAGAGGCGGCCCGCGAGUCCGGGGAAGCCGAGAGCUUUUAAAAAUAGGAAUAUAAAUAUUCCCAGCGGCUUUGGGCUCUGCUCAGGGCGAGAUUUGUGACCGAAAUCUCAACGUGGGCAGAGGGGAAAAAACAAACAAAAAAAAAAUCCCAAUUCAGGGAAAAUCGGGAUGAGCCUUGGCCGAGCCAGGCUCCAACAAAGCCAAAUUCCAGAAAAGGUUUAGGGAAGGGUCUGAGGGUUCUCGGGAUGGGGGAAUAAACCCAAAAUCGCGCGGUUUGACAGAGAAUUGGGCGCCCCUCGCCCACGGGGAAAGGCAGCAGAGCCGCGCUGGGUUGGAAAGUUGAGGAAAAAAAUCGUGUUCCGGUGGAAGGUCACAGUGGUCCUCAGAGCCCGAGACGGAGAGACCCCCUUCCCCCUUCCCCGUCACGUGAGUCAUUAAAUAAUUAAUGCAGAGGUUGCAGAAUAGAUAUGUAUUCGUCAGGAAAAUCGCAGACAUGGUCUCCUUGUGCCUGACGUGAAAUUCCACUGUCCUUUAAAAAACAGGGAAGGGAAAGAGAGCGAAGGGAAGGGGAAAAAAAAAAAAAAAAAAAAAAAAAAAAAAAAAAAAAAAAAGUGGGGAGAGAAAAGAGCGAGAGGGAGAAAGAGGGGGAGAGAGAGAGGAGGAGAGAGGGAGAGGAGCCCGCAAUAAAACAAUUCUCACGAAGCGCCAAGCCACGCCGAGGGCUGGAUUAUUUGACGAAUCCUCUCCACCCCGACCCGGCUACGCCUCCUCCUUGGAAGUCCUGGAGUCUUCGCAGUUCUUCUCCUGCCUCAAAAUCCUCCUCGGUCCCGGAUUUGGCGGAGCGGCCCUCAGGGAAGCCUCGGUCAGCUCCCACCAGCCAGCUGGAGAGGGGCCGUCACGUGGCCUCGGGGUGCCAAUGUUCUGCCAUCGGGGUGUCCAGCCCCUGGUAGCCGAGAAAACCCUCGCGGAAGAUGCAGAAGGCCUCGUACUACGACAGCCCCACGCUCUUCGGGGGUUACUCCUACGGCGGCGCCGCCAACGGGUUCGGCUACGAGGGCGCCCCGCAGCCUUUCCAGGCCUCUCCCCAUGUGGAGGACGAUUUCCAGAGGUCGGCCUGCUCCCUGCAGGCCCUCGGCAACGCCGCCGACGCCGCCCAGCACGGCAAAAAUAAGGAGCUCAACGGGAGCUGCAUGCGGCCCGGUUUGCCGCCGGAGCCGCCGGGCUCGCCCAACGCCAACGGCGCCGCGGGCGGCGGCGGCGGCCAGGCUGGUGGAGGUAAAGGUGGCCCCGGUAAAGCCAAUCUCGGGGCCAGCAGCAUCUCCAAGCAGAUCUUCCCCUGGAUGAAGGAGUCGAGGCAGAACUCCAAGCAGAAGAGCGGCUCGCCCAGCGCAGAAACCUGCAGCGGCGGCGAGAAAAGCCCCCCGGGCUCCUCGGCCUCCAAGAGGGCGCGCACGGCCUACACCAGCGCCCAGCUGGUGGAGCUGGAGAAGGAAUUCCACUUCAACCGCUACCUGUGCCGGCCGCGGCGCGUGGAGAUGGCCAACCUGCUGAACCUCAGCGAGCGCCAGAUCAAGAUCUGGUUCCAGAACAGGAGGAUGAAGUACAAAAAGGAUCAGAAGUCCAAAGGCAUGGGCUCCUCCUCUGGGGGGCCUUCCCCGGCGGGCAGCCCCCCGCAGCCCAUGCAGGCCUCGGCGGGGUUCCUCAACGCCUUGCACCCCAUGAGCGGCGCCUACGAGGCGCCGUCGCCGCCUUCCUUCAGCAAACCCCACCAAAACGCCUACGCCGUGCCCGCCGGCGGCUACCAAGCGCCCCUCAAGGCUUGCCCCGGCCAGCAGAAAUACGCCGGGGCCGCCGGCGGCAACGACUACGAGGCGCACGUCCUGCAGGCCAACGGCGUGGCCUACGGGACCCCCGGCAUGCAGGGCAGCCCCGCGUACGUCGGGGGGAACUUUGUGGAUUCUCUGCCCUCCUCCGGCCCGUCCCUUUACGGCCUCAACCACCUGCAGCACCACCAGGCCGCCGGCGUGGACUACGGCGGCGCGGCGCCGGGCCAGCCCCACGGACCGUGCGAGAGCCACGCCACGUACGCGGAGCUCUCGUCGCACCACGCCACUUCUCAGGGCAGGAUCCAAGAGGCGCCCAAGCUCACCCACCUGUGAGGGGGGAGCUGCUGGGAUCGGGAAUGGGGAAAACGAGGGCAAGUUUGGGUUUCAGGGAUGUUUUGGUGUUGAGUUCUCGUCCCGGCCUCGCCGGCGGGGUUUUGGCGGGGUUUGGGGGUUGUGAAGAGCCAAGUCCGGGCGGUUUUGGUGUUUUUGGAAGGGGGAACCUCCUGGAUUUCAAUGCAAAUUCUUCUGGAACGGGCUCGGGGUGGUUUUUGUGGGAAUCCCGCAGGGUUUAAGAGGCCAAAUCCGUCGUUUCCAAGCCACAUCCGGAUCGUCACCGAUAAUUCCUGGAUGCUGGGAAGGAGAAGAGUCCGGAGCCAAGUUCUGGGGUCUCUGCACCCACAAAACCCCAGAAAGAUCCACCAGGAAUUUCCCCCCUCCUCCGAGUCCUUCUCCACAUCCACCUGUGCUUUCCUUCCCGGCCUUCCGAGGAAGGGUUGUCCUUUCCCGCCGGAAAAAGGAUAAAUCCAAAUUCCCGCUGGAAAAAGGAUAAAUCCAAAUUCCCGCUGGAAAAAGGAUAAA